AGCAGCAGGAGGAGGCGGGCGCGCGAGAGAGAAAGCGAGCGACACAGGUGCCAGGGGGGCGGCGUUUGUGAGGAGGCCCCAGGUGCAACCUGAGACGUCGGGCGCGGCCGGCCGAGAGGGGGCUUGGUCUACCUGCGGAACCUGCUGAGCAGCUUGAGAGCCUUCGCGAGGGGAGAAAGGGCGCCGCGGAGCCUCGAGGAGAAGGCGCGUCGAAGCAGCGCUCCUCUUUAUUACUGUUUUUUUUUUUUAAUUUUACUAUUUUGCCUCCUUUGCCUACCUGUUCCUUCAACUUACUUGCCCGGCGAUGGAGCUGCCCCGCGGGACCGUCUACCUGGCGCUGGCGAUGCUAGCGCUCGCCGCCACCGUAAACGGCGGUACCGAUUGCGUAUGUCUGAACAACAAGCAUGCAGGAAACUGUACUUCAGUUGGCAGUACAUGCAGAUGCACAACUUAUGGGUCCAAUGUCACAGUGGUCUGUGAAACAUUGUCUUCAAAAUGCCUGCUGAUGAAAGCAGAAAUAAACCGCAACAAGAGUGGCAAAAGUAACAGACCACAACAUGCUAUUAGAGACAAUGAUGGCAUAUAUGAUCCAGAAUGUGAUGACAAUGGUAACUUCAAAGCUAAGCAGUGCAAUGGUACAAGCACUUGCUGGUGUGUGAACUCAGCUGGAAUACGAAGAACUGACAAGGGGGAUAAAGACAUUAAAUGCGAUGAAGUAGUAAGGACAAGCUGGAUUUCAAUGGAAAUGAAGCACUCUGAGACAGGAAAUGAUUUGGACAAACCUACCCUUGAGAGUGAUAUCAGAGAUGAACUUUCUCAGCGUUACAAAUUGAAUAAAAAUCACAUAACUGCUACGUAUGAAAAGCCUUUCGUUUUUAUCGAACUGAAGCAAAACGCUACAGAGAAAUCUGCCACAGAUGUAGAUAUAGUUGAUGUGGCGUACUAUUUUGAAAAAGAUAUCAAAGGGGACUCUCUGAUUCUAGGACCAGGUCUUACCCUUGACAGUUCAUCAGGAUCUCUUCAAUCUAAUGAUGUUAUAAUCUACUACAUUGAUGACAAGCCACCAGAGUUCACAAUGCAACGUUUGACUCCUGGUAUUAUUGCUGUAAUUGUGAUUAUAAUACUGGCAAUAGUUGCUGGUAUUCUUGUACUGGUCUUCACUAGUAGAAAGAAGGGGAAAUAUGAAAAAGCUGAGGUAAAGGAAAUGAACGAAAUGCACAGAGAACUAAACUCAUAACUGCUGUAACAUGAAAUAAGGAUAAACA
Lacerta agilis (Sand lizard) is the source of this 1265-nucleotide messenger RNA. It is a transcript of the gene EPCAM, whose product is annotated as epithelial cell adhesion molecule. The record is from RefSeq and is a predicted model, not a curated record. NCBI's taxonomy places the organism in Eukaryota, Metazoa, Chordata, Lepidosauria, Squamata, Lacertidae. Gene Ontology annotation, cellular component: membrane. The coding region runs from base 305 to 1237 and encodes 310 amino acids. The transcript is spliced from 9 exons.